Molecule: messenger RNA, 993 nt
Organism: Microtus ochrogaster (prairie vole)
Lineage: Eukaryota; Metazoa; Chordata; Mammalia; Rodentia; Cricetidae
Gene: Eda2r
Product: ectodysplasin A2 receptor
Exons: 7
Coding region: 58-939 (293 amino acids)
Biological process (GO): positive regulation of canonical NF-kappaB signal transduction; positive regulation of JNK cascade; tumor necrosis factor-mediated signaling pathway
Cellular component (GO): plasma membrane
Molecular function (GO): protein binding; tumor necrosis factor receptor activity
Source: RefSeq, a predicted model, not a curated record
CAGAGUUCAGCUCCACUUUGGGACUCCAGGGUUCAGAGUCACUUCAGUUUCUUCAUCAUGGAUUGUCAAGAAAAUGAGUACCGGGACCAAUGGGGGCACUGUGUCACCUGCCAGCAGUGUGGCCCUGGACAGGAGCUCUCCAAGGAUUGUGGUUAUGGAGAAGGUGGAGAUGCAUACUGCACAGCCUGCCCUCCCCGAAAAUAUAAAAGCACAUGGGGGCAUCACAGGUGUCAGACUUGCAUCACCUGUGCUGUCAUCAAUCGGGUCCAGAAAGCCAACUGCACGAAUACCUCUAAUGCUGUCUGCGGAGACUGUAUGCCCAGGUUCUACCGAAAGACGCGCAUCGGGGGCCUGCAGGACCAAGAAUGCAUCCCGUGUACAAAGCAGACUCCUUCUUCUGAGGUUCAGUGUACCUUCCAGUUGAGUUUAGUGAAAGUAGAUGCACACGCUGUUCCCGGUAAGGAAGCCACACUUGUCGCACUGGUGGGCAGUCUGCUGGUAGUGUUUGCACUUGCCUUCCUUGGACUCUUCUUCCUGUACUGCAAGCAGCUCUUUAAUAGACAUUGUCAAUGUGGAGGUUCAUUGCAAUAUGAAGCUGAAAAGGCAGUGGAGGAGGAUUCUCUUUUCCCCAUGCCACCUGGCCAGGAGACCAGUCCUGAAUUCCCAGUGAAUGAGAUCAAGCCACUCAGCUCCAUCUUGGAUGACGACUGCAGUUCCACGCGUGGCUUUCCCACCCAGGAGUCCUUUACCAUGGCCUCCUGCGCCUCAGAGAGCCAUUCUAAAUGGGUCCAUACCCCCAUUGAAUGUACAGAGCUGGACCUGCAAAAGUUUUCCAGCUCUGUGCCCUGUACUGGAGCUGAAACCCUGAGGGAGAACACAGUUGAAAGCUCCAGAGACAGCCUGGAGCUACGAGUACCUUUUCAAGUUCCCAGCUUUUGACUCUACUGAGGUCUCUUUCACUCUUGGCAACCUUGCCAGUGAUUGUUCCUGGAC